This is a messenger RNA of Aedes aegypti (yellow fever mosquito), 4203 nucleotides long. RefSeq names its product WD repeat-containing protein 63 (gene mmm). The record is from RefSeq and is a predicted model, not a curated record. Gene Ontology annotation, biological process: inner dynein arm assembly; cilium movement involved in cell motility. NCBI's taxonomy places the organism in Eukaryota, Metazoa, Arthropoda, Insecta, Diptera, Culicidae. Bases 551 to 3883 code for a protein of 1110 amino acids. Gene Ontology annotation, cellular component: inner dynein arm. The transcript is spliced from 4 exons. Gene Ontology annotation, molecular function: dynein heavy chain binding; dynein light chain binding.
AAGAGCCGAAUUGCGUCAAAAGAAGUCAAAGUUGGGUUGAUUUGUGGCUCCGUGUAAUUUUUGCUCUUUAUGCAGCGAGCGAGAUAUACAAAAAGGGUAAAAAAUACCCAUCCAUUGACAGAAACCAAUUUUACCCGUUAAAGAGUAAACCGUGUUUACUAAUUAAAUGUGGAGAAGCACUUCUAGCGGACAUGGGUGAAUUUUUACCCAUUAAAGGGUAUCCGCAAGCUACCGUGUGUAGUAGGGCACCAGAUUACUAAUUCUUUGGAAUAAUGUACUAUCGUAGUAACACUAAUGCCUGGUAGAAAACUAUUAGAGUGUCAGAGCUAAACCACAUUCAGCACGCAGCCUGUACUAUGUGUUGCGGAAAUUUAGGCGUCCACUAAUAUGUUGCAGCGUGCGUUGCAUACCCAUCAGGCACACUCCACGUUGGAAUGCCUUGGCGACGGUUGCUUAGCAGGAAUGGUAACGACCACAUGUUUGUGUCCCUACGUUUUGAAUUAAUUUCCAAAAGUUCGAAUCUGGGUGAAAUAAUCCUUACAAACGAAAAAUGAGUCACGUGACGCAGAUGAGCCAUUUAAAGUCCACAUCCGGUUUCGACGAUGGCAAAUCGGAUAAAUCCGAUCGGUCGGAGGAAAACUUCGACUUUGACUCGUCGGAAGAUGAGGAAAUUACGAUGAUUUUCGGCUUCAAGGAGGAUGAGGCGCGCCAAAGGUUGAUCAAUUUUCCGAAAUCCACCCGGAUGGUAAUCAGUCCGGAUCUUCAGGCGGAAAUCGGCAUGGAAAUCGGUCAGACGAUCAGUGCCGAGCAUCCCUGGAAGCAAAUCAAGAAGGAAGUCCUGGAGGAUCAUAUUCCAGGGAAGGACGAAACGCAGCAGCAGUUGAAGGAAAAGCUGAAAGACUUGGACCCCGGAAAGCUGAUACUGGUCGGAUAUUCGCCGGAACUUUCGACGGAGGAUGACGUUUUCAUCGUGUUUGUCGACGACCGGGAAACGAAGGAGGCUAGCGAACUGAUCAAACGAAUCGAGUUGCUGGAACGUCAUAAAGCACGUGGCAUUAUUAAAAAGCGCGCCCGCAAAUGGAAAGACCAAGGAAGCCAUCAGAAGGUGCAAUGCUUCAUUCCCGUCAAACGCUUGAAUGUGGUCAAUUUGGAAACGCAAAGUAUUUUCCCAGUCAAACGAUGCAGUUAUAUUUUCAGUCACCGUAUGGUAGACGACAUCAGAGAUGGUUACGUAGAGCUUGUUCCCGGUAAAGUUAAGUUCGGUAACAUCCAAAGAAAAUUGGUAGAUUUCGCCAUUCAAACUGGUCCACCGAAAGUUCAUCGGUACCAGCAAACAGAUCCCACAUUUCCGACGAAUGCAUGGUCUCAAUAUUUGUACGAAAUUACUCAGGAAGAAACUGAGGCAGCCAACAAAUCUGCCAUAGCUGGGGACAAUGAUCAAACCCCUAAGCCAAAUAGUUACGCUCAGGAGCUACUGAACACACUGGAGUUCAAUCAGGUGGAUAUGUACAAAAACGAUUAUCCCUACAUUUCAAAGCGAAAGGUUCACAAAUAUCAAACUCCAGUUGUCGAAGAAUGUCUUAGCUUCGUGGAUAGAUCAAAAUGUGAAAAUCGUUAUGUUUCAGCCAUGGAUUGGCAUCCAAAGUACUCGGGAAUAUUCGUUGCAGCCUACAAUUUCAACACGCUAUGCACGGUGGUGGAUGUCGAUGAUAGAGAAGCGAGUUCAAUCGAUCCCGUGAACCGCAUUGUCUUUGACAAAUGUCCGGUCCUAAUGUGGAGUUUUGACGAGACCUUAACCCAGAAACUAGAACUGAGAUCAAGUCGAGAGGUGACCUCUCUGUCGUUCUGUCCAUAUGAUGGAAACUUACUUUUGGCUGGUUUGGCAUCAGGGCAAAUACUGAUUUGGGAUCUGAAAGGGGAAAUAGAACGAGUCGAAAAAGUCGAGAAUAUAUCUCCAAAGCAGCAAAUGUAUCGUCAAGAAAUUAGAAAACUUAUGGGUUGGUCGAAAGUAGAUGAGGUUGAUCAAACAGUUGAGCCUGUUGCUAUCAGCGCUAUGGAUAAAUCGCCGAGGAAACCAAUCACGGUCAUCAAAUGGUUACCACGUAACUACUAUUGUGCCACAACUGGCCAAAUUCGUGAGCAUGCCGAUAAGCUACAUCGUUUUAUAUUGACCACAUCCAUUGAUGGCUCUGUUUGUUUUUGGGAUUUAGAUUUUACGGUCCCUGCAUUAAAGAAAGCACCACCAACUUCGAAAACGGUUGCAGAUGGCGAAGCAUCUCCGUAUCAGUCGUUGGACAAUGUGUUUUAUCCCAUAUUUAGGAUCAAGUGUGACACACCGAUCACAUCCAUAUCCAUAGAUGAAGCCCUGUACGAAUUCAGGCCAAUUGAUAGCGAUUCUAGAAGAGCCGACAUUACUACUAGAAUCGAACAUCAGGCUCAUCCGGUAUCCAUGGAAUAUCGCAUGAAAAUGGUGAUUGGAAGUCUUUUGGGAGAUAUCAUUUAUGGGCACUGGGAAGGACAUGACUUCGAUCAAGGUGCAGCGACCAAUGAGGAAUCUUUGAAGCAGAAGGAGAAAUUCGCAGCUAUUCAUGAUGGACCGGUGCUAGUGGUGGAACGAAACCCAUUCUGCUCCGAUAUAUUUCUAACCAUCGGGGGAAAUAUAUUGGCUUUGUGGAGUGAAGAAUGUCUCACAUCACCGAUAUUUUGGAGGAGACGUAAUACACGAUUAACUACUGGCCGAUGGAGCUUGGAUCGAGCAUGUGUGUUUUUCAUUGCCAACGCCAACGGAGAUCUAGAAGUUUGGGAUACGAAUGUAAGAAUUGAUACUCCUUGUUUGAUUGUGAGCCUGGGCGGAAAUAUCUUAACGUAUCUUUCGCAACACAAGCUAUCAGCAGCCAAGAAGUUGUUGGCCGUCGCAGAUUACAAUAGCAACAUUCGAAUCAUGACUAUUCCGAACAGCUUUUCCGAACCUAUUCCAUUUGAAAUAGAGAAAUUCAAAAGUUUCAUCCAGUAUGAGCUAACCCGUAAACAGUCACAAGAAGAAUGGAUACAAUCGUACUAUGAAGCGCAUAAGGAAACUAUCGAGGCUCAUGUCAAGGCAAAGCGUGAAGCCAAAGAACUUGCUGAGCGUAUGGAAGUUGAACAGAAGGAGCACAAUGAGUAUAUGAAGCGGCAAGCGGUCGAAGAAGCCAAGAAGAAAGCCAUGAGGGACGCCGAGAAGCGAGUUGAUCUGGCAAAGCGGCUGGAUGUAAAAUGGAGACAGAAAAGCUACAAAAGGUUACUGCAUAGCAUGAUGGAGAGAAGGAACAUAAGUCCAGAUCAAUUGGCCAAACAGAUGAAACCGGAAAAGGAAAGGAGAAAGUAUAAUGAAGAGAAGCGCACAGCGAUAGCAGAGGAUUUAGCAAGAACUGAUGAGGAUUACAAGGAAGUUAAGGCUCAGUUGAUUCCGGUAGAAAAGGUCGUUGUGACUCGAGCAGAACAGUUGAAAAGUCGAAUGGGCAAGUUCAAGGAAGAAAUGUUGGACUAUCAACGCGUCGAAGAGGAAGCACGGGAGGUCCUUGAACAUUUCCAACUACCACCAGUUGCAAGCUUUUCUGAGGUUUUGAUCAAAGGCCGCCAGCGAAGAGAAGUGAUUAAUCGAGAAUUGGGAGCAAACAUCGAACACUUGGAGAGCUACGAACGGAAAAAGAUACAACGUCGUUUGGUUGCUAAUGAGGCCCGUGGUGACACAGAUAGCAAUGCCAGCGUGACAAGUCCAGACGCUUUACUCCGAGCACGGUCAGUCACCUUCAUCGACGAUAUUCCGGAGGAAAUACGCAGACAAAUGUCGCAAGAGCAAGAACUAGAAUCCGCUCGAAAAAACACACCGGUUAAUGACGAAUAGAAACGGUUCGCAACACGCAGAGCGAAUACCCAAUUGCCUGUCAUGUAUUGUAAUGUGUAAACUCUGCAAAAUGUGAUUGGUUGUCGGUCGUUUCUUUUCCUGAUGACCGACAAAACCAAAUUGGAAAUUCGGAACACGCUGCAAGUCCAGUUUUUUUUGUUAAUGCAAAGCAAACGAGUGGGUUGGAUUGAUUGAACCUUUUUCACCAUUCAUUUCGUGACACAUUUUCGCGUUACUUUUUGACUUUGAUGUUUAGUUAUAUAAAUAGGUAUCUACACUGCAGCAUAACACCUUGAAUGUAAUAAAAUAUGAAUAUCGUA